AUGACGAUGUCCAAGACUGAACAAACUUUAAACGACGCGCUGAACAGGGUUGCUGUGAGACUGGGCCACGAAGACUCUCAAAUAGAAGUACAUCCAGCGCCAAGUACCGGAGCCAAUUACACUAGUGUUCUCUAUAAUGCUGUUCUCAAAAAUCCUGAGAAGGGAAACAUUAAUUUAUUCGCAAAAGUUGCCCUCGUUGGACAAAAAAUGAGAGCUGCAGAUCCAUUCAAGAUUUUUGAUACUGAGGACCUGUUUUACAAAAAAUUAAUUAACAUUUAUAAACAGUUGGAGGUAAAACAUAAUGUUCCCGAAGAGCAUAGGUAUGUAACACCCAAGUUUUAUGAGAGCUCACUCGAAUACACGAAGGAAGUCAUGGUCUUGGAAGAUUUAUCAGUUAAGGGCUUCGCAACAUAUGACAGAUUACAGUCCAUAACUUGGGACUUUGCUGCUAAAAGUUUAGAAAAUCUUGCGAAAUUCCACGCCCUUUCCAUUGCAUUUGCAGAAGACGAUCCUGAAGAAUUCAGAAACGUGGUUUCAAAAUUAAAACAGGGUGAAAGUUUUGAUUCACUGAAGAAUUAUAUACAAAACGUAUCGGCGACUGCUCUCAGGGUGGUCAAAGAGGAGAAUCGUGAACGAUUAGCUAAAUUCACCACGGAAAUAUUAAAUAAGGAGGUUUUUGAAAGCUACUUCCAAAAGCACAAGCGGACAUUUAUCACCCACAGAGACUACAGACAGAGCAACCAGAUGUAUAGGGUGGUUGAUGGAAAAACGGACGUGGUCGCCAUAGACUAUCAAACAGUGCAAACUGGAAACCCAGUAGCUGAUGUAAUGUAUUUUAUCUUCACCGGUUCAGAUAAAAAGUUUCGGGAACAAUACUUCAAUAAAUCCAUAGAACAUUAUUACGAGGAACUGUGUAAGGCUUUCAAGAGAUUUGGACUGAACCCAGAACAAGUUUACUCUAGAGAGGACUUUGACUAUGAACUGAAAAAAAUUAAGCCAGUAGGGUUGCUUUCGAGCAUAUUCUGUCUGCUGGUCAUCACAGCUGAUAAAGAGAACGUUCCUAAGGUCAGCGAGGAACUGGUGUUUGAUGACUUCGCCAUCGAUCCCAAUGACCUUUACAUUGAACGGAUCAACGAUAUCGUCGAAGACUACAUCAAGAUGGGAAUCAUUUGA
Messenger RNA from Danaus chrysippus (African queen), 1173 nucleotides. The record is from the annotation of a GenBank genome assembly. NCBI's taxonomy places the organism in Eukaryota, Metazoa, Arthropoda, Insecta, Lepidoptera, Nymphalidae.